AUGUCGAUGAUAGAUAGACUUCGAAUGCGCAGAGCGUCAUUCUCCCCCAAUGGAUCAACGACAGUUUCAACCUCGUCUUCGGGUGCUUCAACACCUUCAUCAUAUUUCGGGAACAAGCUGACUAUGCCAUACGAGACUCCAGAUAGUAGUGGGAUAAAUUGGUUGUUCGCUUUACCUGAUGAAUUGCUUGAAAGGGUCAUGGUGGGAUUAGAUCGAGUGACGCUGAGUAGAUGCUUUAGGGUAUGCACACGUUUGAAUGAUCUUCUAAAUACAUCAAUUCCAAUAUCAUUACAUUACACAUUAUUAUGUUCUUCAUUACGAUUAAAUCCAAAUUCAAUCAAACCGUCGAGGGAUAACCCAAAUCAUAUUCCACCUUCAAAAGCUCUAUUGUUGUCCACUCUAAGAGAAAGGUUAACCAGAUUCAGGAAUUUUCAACCCAAACCUUCUGCUAGUCACCAGAAUCAAAUCAAGUUCCAAGAAUCAGAAGGUAGAUUAUAUGAAUAUUUAGAAGGUGUUUUAUUGAGAAAUGUACCUCCUUUUGAAGGGAGUAGGGAAAUCGGAAAACAAGUUGCUGUUUAUGAAUUAUCAAAAAGAGAUGAUUGGGAAGAUCUACCCUCUACAUCUACUAACAAUGCCGACCGAUCUUCAUUUGAUAAUGAUAAACAGGAGGGGGAUCUCUCAUCAGAUCAAAUGGAAGAGAAGCGGAAAAAAAAGGAUGAUGAAGGGGAGGAAGAAGAAGAAAUAAUCGUUGGUGAAAGGGAAGAUGAACUGAUUAACGAUAUAAGAAGAACAAAUCAAUUCGAUUUUGAUAUGCAAGAUUUCGCUGUUGAUCCAGGACAAGAUUUAUUUGUAGUAGCUGAAACUAGGCAUACAUCCCCCCGAAAUUCCACUCUCCAUAUACACUUACUCACACUUUCGACAUUCCAGCCUCACCCGUUGGCAGCUCAAUCGACCUUAGACUGGCCAGUAACGCUCCAUACGAGAGUAUCAGCUUUGGGCUUCCAAAUAUGUGAUGAUGGUUUAUAUGUCCUGAGGAAUAAUAGUAGUGGUUCUAAAGAUCAUCUGGUCGGUUGGCAAUGGACCACAGGGAGGAUGGCUUUGACAUUGAAAGCUCCAGCCGUAUCAACAUUCGAAUCAUUCAUCUUACUCACCCCAACAUCGUUCUUGAUUCCAUCCGUUCAUACAAGACUAAGACCCGAUUCAUUGAUACAAGAUGAUUUAGCAGAUGCAAGAGAUCUAAUAUUCACACACCAUUUACACAUAUAUGCUUUCCCACCUUUUUCUACAUCGCAGAUCAAAGAAGGAGAACCAUUACCACCAGCACAUUCACCAACACAUAUAGCAGUAAUUGAUUUACCUAAAUUCCUCAUUGAUUUAGACGAAGAUCUACCUCCACCUAGAAUGACGAUUCGAACUGAUCCACCACCACGAUCACAAUUCCCGUCUCAUCCAAAAGAGAAUCCUCAACAAUUCAUACCUGAUCCAGAAUCAGGUAUAAUCAUAAUGGAAUUUUACUGUCAACCCUUAAAUGCGAUUUUUGGUCAGAAUAAUCGACCUCAUUUCGUCUUGUUUUCAUUGAAAAAAACCUUCUUAGCUUAUUUACCUGCUCCGACAAGUCCUUUGCUAGUUCAAGCUUUCCCAAGACCUGCUCCCGUGAUCAAAUGGAAAUCCAUAGCGGACAAAGUAAGAUUCAUAGGUCCCGAUGAGCCUGAGCAGUCUUGGGUGUGUUAUGUCUACGGAUCACGAUAUGUUGUGCCGUACCAUCAUGAAGCAGAGUCGUCAACUACCAUUCGACUAUACGAUUUUGAUCCAUUACGUGUACGACAAGAACUAUACUCGAGACGAGAUAGCAAUUUCACAGCUUCGGCACCUCAGUCACCGAGAGGGAUAGUACAUCGAUUGAUGUUUGGAUUAUCAACGUCCACUUCGCCACCUACAUCCUCUGCAACUACACCGAACGAAGAUAUCAAAUUUGAUGGUGACAAGGAUGGUAUAUAUCUAAUCACAGAAGAGACUGUCCUGAAAAAGAAAAGUCCGCUAGAUCAGGAAGUCAGAUCUGGUAAAGAUUUACCUUUUAUAUACGCAGAAAAGAAAUUGAGAAAGGAAGUGGAAACGGUAGUCAUGGAUGGUGAGAGAUUGGUAGUCUUUGAUUACCGCGGUGAUGAGGAAGUGAUGGAGAUCAUGGACUUCUAA
This is a messenger RNA of Kwoniella shivajii, 2193 nucleotides long. RefSeq lists its product as uncharacterized. Gene Ontology annotation, molecular function: protein binding. The record is from RefSeq and is a predicted model, not a curated record. Lineage: Eukaryota; Fungi; Basidiomycota; Tremellomycetes; Tremellales; Cryptococcaceae. The transcript has 6 exons. The coding region runs from base 1 to 2193 and encodes 730 amino acids.